Jaculus jaculus (lesser Egyptian jerboa) is the source of this 2280-nucleotide messenger RNA. RefSeq names its product gliomedin (gene Gldn). The record is from RefSeq and is a predicted model, not a curated record. Gene Ontology annotation, cellular component: cell surface. Lineage: Eukaryota; Metazoa; Chordata; Mammalia; Rodentia; Dipodidae. Gene Ontology annotation, biological process: signal transduction. The transcript has 10 exons. The coding region runs from base 1 to 1647 and encodes 548 amino acids.
AUGGCCCAGGCUGCCGAGCGAGGCCCAGGCGCUGCGGGCUGGGGCCUGCGCGGCGCCCUGGCAGCCGUGGCCGUGCUCUCGGCGCUAAACGCCGCGGGCACGGUGUUCGCGCUGUGCCAGUGGCGCGGGCUGAGCGCGGCGCUGCGGACCCUGGAGGCUCAGCGCGGCCGCGAGCACCGCGAGGACCGCGCCCUCCGCGCCUUCCUGGCCGAGCUGAGCCGUGCGCCGCGCUGGGCGCCCUCGCCACGGCCGGACCCGGCGAGCGCGGCUCGCAGCAAGCGCAGCCACGGCCGGGAUCCCGCCACGCACGUCCGCGCCGAGAGCCAGGACAUGCUGAUGAUGAUGACAUACUCCAUGGUGCCGAUCCGGGUGAUGGUGGACCUGUGCAACAGCACCAAGGGCAUCUGUCUGACAGGACCACCUGGCCCACCAGGACCUCCAGGAGUUGGUGGGUUACCAGGACAAAAUGGAUCAGAUGGACAGCCUGGUCCCCAGGGCCCAAAAGGCGAAAAAGGAGCAAUUGGAAAGAGAGGAAAAAUAGGUUUACCUGGAGCCUCAGGAAAUCCAGGGGAAAAGGGAGAAAAGGGGGAUAAUGGUGAACUGGGCUCACCUGGAAAUGAGGGCCCUCCAGGGCAAAAGGGAGACAAGGGAGACAAAGGAGACGUAUCCAACGAUGUGCUGCUGACAGGUGCAAAAGGUGACCAAGGACCCCCUGGCCCACCUGGACCCCCAGGCCCUCCAGGGCCCCCUGGUAACAGAAGAUCUAAAGGCCCUCGGCAGCCAAACCUAUUCAACAACCAGUGUCCAGGUGAGACCUGUGUCAUACCAAAUGAUGAUACCUUGGUGGGAAAAGUUGAUGAGAAAGUCAAUGAACACCAUUCUCUACAAACAGAGUCCAUGAUCACUUCCAUUGGAAGUCCAAUCCAAGUACUAAAAGUCAGGGAGACUUUUGGGGCCUGGGUAAGAGAGUCUGCUGGCAACCAUGAUGACCGUAUUUGGGUAACGGAACACUUUUCAGGCAUCAUGGUGAAGGAAUUCAAAGACCAGCCUGCGCUUCUCAAUGGCAGUUCCACACUCAUCCACCUCCCAUAUUACUUCCAUGGCUGUGGACAUACUGUUUAUAACAACUCUCUGUACUACCACAAAGGGGGCUCCAACACCAUAGUGAGAUUUGAAUUUGAAAAAGAAACAUCUCAAACUCUGAAGCUUGAAAAUGCCUUGUACUUUGAUCGAAAAUACCUUUUUGCAAAUUCUAAGACUUACUUCAGCCUUGCUGCAGAUGAGAAGGGCCUGUGGAUAAUCUAUGCUUCCAGCAUGGACGGUAUGAGCAUUCUUGUAGCACAGCUUGAUGAGAGGACAUUCUCCGUGCUGCAACACAUCAAUACCACAUACCCCAAAUCCAAAGCUGGCAACGCCUUCAUAGCACAAGGAAUCCUCUAUGUCACAGACACCAAAGAUAUAAGGAUAACAUUUGCCUUUGACUUGUUAGCAGGCAAACAAAUCAAUGUAAACUUUGACCUAAGAACUUCCCAGUCUGUUCUUGCCAUGUUAUCAUACAAUAAGAGGGAUCAGCAUUUAUAUUCAUGGGAAGAUGGUCGCUUAAUGCUUUAUCCUGUGCAGUUUUUGUCAGCAGCAUUAAACCAGUGAUGUGCAGCUUUCUGUUCCCAUAUUUUCUGGGGCCUAUAGCUAGUCCAACAGAAAGCUUGUCAUUAAGGGUAGCCAGGUGCUUAGAGCAUAGCCCCAUGCCUUGAAUGUUUAUAUGGCCAGCAAGUCCCCUUUUAAAGCCUCAUUGCUUAGUUUAAUAGCUACAGAAUGGAAGCUGAAAUGGCUGAGAUUUUUGGGUGAUUCUUCCACAAACCAUCAAAGCAAAUUAGCUUCCCUCUUUGGGCCUUGGUUUCCCAUUGAUAAUAUGAAAUGGCUAGGUGUGAUUGAUAGGAUUUCCUCUACCAACAGGAAAUUCUGUGAUUCUCAGCUUGUAUUCUUCUCACAAAUUGUAUAUAUUUGGCUCUGCCUUAUAGUUUUUGGCCACAUGUGAAACAAGUUUAACAAUGGCAGUGAAUUUCUUAGUUAUGACUCACAUUUGGUACCUUGGGAAGGUACACUGACCUUUUAAGGUUUCUGAAGUACCAUGUUGUCCGUAACAAUACUUUUGCCUGAAUGAACAACUUCUACCACAGAAUGACUGUUGUCCUCAGCUCCUAACUGAAAAUCCCAGACUGGUAAAAGUCAUGAAGAAUUGAAGUCUUAGUUGUCUAAAUAAAACUCCCUUGGGUCCUUCUG